AUGGAUGACGAUAUUAUUGAUACCCAUUGCGAUCCAAAGAAACCGCGUGAAGUAUCCUUUGACGACAUCACAACGGCUGAUUUGCUUUUGAUGGACGAAGUGACUAAGACGCCGUGUACGCGUGCAGUGAAAUGUAUUGAAUACAAUAUGGAGGUUUUUUUCAAGAAAGAAUUCAUGCAGCCGACGGGCAGUUUCAAAGUACGAGGAGCACGUUAUGCCUUACUGCUACUCUCCGAUAAACAGAAGCAAAUUGGUGUUAUAUCUGCAUCAACGGGAAAUCACGCUUUGGCCUUAAGUUAUCAAGGCAAUCUGCUCAAAAUUCCCAUUACAGUUGUGGUGCCUACUUGCACCGCCACGACGACAAUUGAAAAAUGCCGGUCUUACAAUGCGCAUGUUAUCACCGAGGGUCGCGACAUUUCAGAGUCCCGAGUAGUUGCUUUGGUUUUAUCAAAAGACAGACAAUUGGAAUAUAUCGAUAGCUAUGAUCAUCCACAUAUUAUUGCCGGUAACGGUACGAUUGGCUUUGAAAUACUAAGGCAAGUACCGAAAAUCGACGCUAUCGUGGUGCCAGUUGGUGGUGGUGGACUUAUAGCGGGUAUUGCCACAACCGUUAAGACGGUAUCACCGCAGACACAAAUUAUUGGUGUAGAGUUGGAAAAGUGCCCGAGUUUCCAACGAGCCAUGGAGAAUGAGAUGCCUACUUAUACGCCACCAAAUAAGUCGCUGGCUGAAAGUUUGCUGGUGCCCAAGGUGGGCUGUAAUGCCUUUUCCAUGGUUGCCGUUUUGAUUGACAAGUUGGUGUUGGUGCGUGACCCUUGGGUGGCGUUGGCAAUGCUGCGGCUAGUUGUGGAAGAGGAGUGCGUAGUCGAGGGUGCUGGUGCUGUAGGUUUGGCGGCAAUACUGGCGGGUCAUUUGAACGAAUUGCAUUUAAAGAGAGUUGUGGUUCUACUUACUGGUUGUAAUACUUAUGCGUCGGCUUACGGACGUGCUCUAGAGUGCGGUAUGUCGGCCGAACGACGUUUAUUGCCCGACGAUACUGAGCAUAAUGCCUGUAGCGUAUUUACACUUAUCGAAAAACUAACCAAAGUUGGUCUAAAUGUGAAUGAUACAUUAUCGGAAUGUGUGUGGUUGCCAUUAGCUUAUAAUUUGGAACUUGAACAACGUUCCAAGACUGCGCUUCAACAACUCACCUUAACCGAGAUGAAAAAAUUAUCAAACGACAACGAAGAAAACGAAUUGAAACCAACCACAGCAGCACGAAGUAAGAACGGAGCCGCAAGAAGUCCAAAGGAAGCCGCAAAAGGUUCAAAAGAAGCAGUAGAAACGGAAUACAAGGAGACAAGCGGAGAGGCGCAAGGAGUGGUCGUCAAAGAAACGCCAGUCGAAGAAACUCAAGAAAAGCUUCCAAAACCUGUGCAAGUUCCAUUGAAAUCCAGAAAGCCUUCAAUAACAAACAGAAAACUCAUUUUUAGAAAACAAGGCAGAUAA
Molecule: messenger RNA, 1488 nt
Organism: Bactrocera tryoni
Lineage: Eukaryota; Metazoa; Arthropoda; Insecta; Diptera; Tephritidae
Product: L-threonine dehydratase catabolic TdcB-like
Exons: 7
Coding region: 1-1488 (495 amino acids)
Biological process (GO): L-serine catabolic process; L-threonine catabolic process
Molecular function (GO): threonine deaminase activity; L-serine ammonia-lyase activity
Source: RefSeq, a predicted model, not a curated record